AUGAGUCAUGACACUGUUGAAUUGGAUGGAGUGUUCUCAACAACUUUGAACAACAUUAAACUAUCAGAGGUUGAGGUUCUAGUUUUAAACUUCAGCACAGACAUCUAUGCUUUACCUAAAUUUGUGGCGAAAAUGGAAAACUUGAAGGUUCUAAUAGUUACAAAUCAUGGUUCCGUACCAGCCAAAUUUAGUAAUUUUCAACUACUGGAUUCUUUACCAAAUCUGAAGAUAAUCAGACUAGAGCGAAUUUCAAUUCCUUCCAUAGCCAAGAAUCCUGUAAACGUGAAGAGUCUAAAGAAGAUAUCCUUAUUCAUGUGUAGCAUUGGUCAAGUUUUCAGCAACUCUUCCUUCCGAAUUUCGUAUGCAUUUCCAAAUCUAGAGGAAUUGAACAUUGACUAUUGCAGUGACUUGGUGGAAUUGUCUGUUGAUCUCUGUGAUCUGAUUGAGCUAAGGAAGCUCAGUAUCACCCACUGUCAUAACCUAUCUGCCUUGCCUGAUGAGAUUGGGAAGCUGAUCAAAUUGGAAGUCUUGAGGCUAAAGUCUUGUACUGACUUAAAAACAUUUCCGGCCUCAAUUACGGACCUUGAAAAGUUAAACUUUCUCGACAUAUCUGAUUGUUUCAGCAUUAAGGAGUUGCCUGACAACAUUGGUCAAAUAAGCACUUUAGAAAAGAUCAAUAUGAGACAGUGCUCUAGAGUGCAAGAUCUACCUCUAUCAGUUAUGGAUCUUAAGAAACUGAAGGAGGUGAUAUGUGAUGAGGAGAAAGAAGAAUCAUAG
Molecule: messenger RNA, 777 nt
Organism: Rosa rugosa (rugosa rose)
Lineage: Eukaryota; Viridiplantae; Streptophyta; Magnoliopsida; Rosales; Rosaceae
Product: probable disease resistance protein At5g66900
Exons: 2
Coding region: 1-777 (258 amino acids)
Biological process (GO): defense response to fungus
Source: RefSeq, a predicted model, not a curated record